Messenger RNA from Sphaerodactylus townsendi, 1082 nucleotides. Its product is annotated as olfactory receptor 14A16-like. Gene Ontology annotation, molecular function: olfactory receptor activity; G protein-coupled receptor activity. NCBI's taxonomy places the organism in Eukaryota, Metazoa, Chordata, Lepidosauria, Squamata, Sphaerodactylidae. Bases 90 to 1082 code for a protein of 330 amino acids. Gene Ontology annotation, biological process: G protein-coupled receptor signaling pathway. Gene Ontology annotation, cellular component: membrane. The record is from RefSeq and is a predicted model, not a curated record. The transcript is spliced from 2 exons.
GAUUCAUUGGUCCAAAUCCAGAUCAAAGAUGAAAAAAAUAGUAUUCUGUGACUUGAUACUACAGCAGAAACUGACAUGGGGAGCUUAAGAUGAAAAGAUCUGGGGAAGAAAGGAGACUCAAAGGUAGUUUGCAAAUGAAUCUUGGAAGCAAAAUGCCCAACUUCACCUCCACAUCUGAAUUUCUGCUCCUGCAAUUUUCAGACAUCCGAGAAGUACAGAUCUUAUACUCCUUUAUAUUCCUCAUAGUAUACCUGACUGCAGUGACUGGCAACCUUCUCAUCAUUCUUGCUGUAGCCCUGGAUCAUCAUCUCCACACCCCCAUGUAUUUCUUUCUCAUGAACUUGGCCAUUCUGGAUAUUGGCUUAAUUUCUGUCACAUUACCCAAAACGAUGGCCAAUUCCCUCAUGAACAGAAGGUCAAUUUCUUAUUUGGGGUGUGUAGCUCAAGUUUUCUUCCUUUUCCAAUUUAUAGGAGCAGAUUUUGCAAUUCUAACAGUGAUGGCACAUGAUCGGUAUGUGGCUAUCUGCAAUCCAUUGCAAUAUGAAAUAAUUAUGCACAGAGGAGCGUGUAUUCAGAUGGCAGCCAGUGCAUGGAUUGCUGGUAUAUUUGAUGGUAUGUUACAGACUGGCGGAACUUUUGCUAUCACUUUUUGCUCCAACAUGAUUGAUCAGUUCUUCUGUGAAAUACCACAGAUGCUAAAACUCUCCUGUACAGAUCUGUAUCUGGUGGAAGUUGGUUUGAUGAUAUUGACUUUAUUCUUUGUAUUAGGAUGCUUCAUCUUCAUCAUUGUCAGCUAUGUGCGGAUUUUUGAAGCAGUGCUCAAAAUCCCUUCUGUGCAUGGUCAGAAAAAGGCCAUCUCCACUUGCCUUCCCCAUCUCACUGUGGUCUCUUUGCUUACCUUUACUGGCAUCUUUGCCUAUUUGAGGCCUCAGAGUUACAUUUCAUCUGACCUGAAUGUUCUUUCUGCCAUAAUUUAUGCUAUAAUCCCUCCCUUGCUCAAUCCAUUCAUUUAUAGCAUGAGAAACAAAGAAAUCAAGACUGCAUUGUUGAAGCUCUUUGAUUUGGGCAGUAUUCUAAAAUAA